AUGGUUGAUGCUGAGGUUCCUGAUGUUGCUCCACAUGCAGACAUGGUUGAGCCCGAGGUGGAGGAUGAUGAUGACGAGGAUGAUGAGACUGACUUGCAGGAUAUAGCUGAGCUUGAGGGUGGGUUUUCAUUGCGUGAUGUCAUGAAGGGCAUAUGCGCCACGCUGAAGAAGAUAGGAAAAAUGGCGCUGAAACAUAAAAAUUGGAGGAAGAGUCACAUCCAGAAAGGGAAUGAAAGAAAACCCUACAAACCCCGUUUUUCUUUACCUAAAUCAAUACCAUGCAAGCACUACAAUGGUGUUUUAAGCUCUUCCUCACUUGACAAGAGGUUACUAUCAGCACCAAGCAAUGCCUCAGAACUUGAGAUGAACUUUGAAAAGUUAUCAGAUCAUCGUGAGUUGGUGUUACCUAGCCAGUUUUAUCCACAUGUUAGUGGCAUUAUAGAUGAUGGAUAUUUCAAAGGUUUGGAAUCAAGAGUUAAGGGGUGUGGCUACUUUAGCCUUAAGAUGAUUCAUGAUGCUACAAAUGGAUUGGCUAAAGAAAAUGUUAUUGGAAGUGGGGAUAAUGGGACUGUUUAUCUUGGUUUGUUGCCAAAUCAUAGGCGUGUGGCAGUUAAGAAGUUAGUGUGUGUAAGUCCCCAACCUGAGGAAUUUUUUGCAUCACGAAUUGAGGCAAUUGGACGUGUAAAGCACAAGAAGCUGGUGAAAUUGCUUGGAUAUUGUACUGAGGGAGCUUACAGGAUGUCAGUAUCUGAAUAUAUAGAAAAUGGAAAUCUACAUCAUUGGCUUCAUGAAUUUCCUGGACAAAUCAGCCCUCUAACUUGGACUAGAAGAUUAAACAUUAUCCAUGGUGUGGCAAAAGGAUUGGUUUACCUUCAUGAAGAAGUUGAACCCAAGAUUCUCCAUGGCAGAAUAAAAUCCAGCAAUAUAUUGCUGGACCACCAAUGGAAUCCAAAGAUCUCUGAUUUUGGCCUUGCAAAGCUCCUCAAUCCUGAAUGGAGUCACAUUAUAAUGGAAGCAUUGGGUUAUGUAGCUCCACAAUGUCAUUCCACUAGUACCUUCACUGAGGGUGAUGACAUUUACGAUUUUGGAUUACUUAUCAUGGAGAUUUUAUCAGGGAGGACUCCUUUAGAUCAUAGUGAACCCCAGGAUUCUAUAGUAGACUGGUUCAAAUCAAUGAUUUCCAAUGGAAAGAUUGCUAAUGUGUUGGAUCCAAAAUUGCUUGCAAGGCCUUCUUCCAAGGAACUUAAACGAGUUAUUUUGGUUGCUCUAAGAUGUGUUGAUCCUGAUGUGAAUCCUAGAAUCAAAAUGGGAGAUGUUGCUCGCAUGCUUGAGACCAACCUACUUCUUUUUGAAGAACAUCAAAUUGCAACGGAGUCUUGUGAGCACAAUCACUCUCCACAAAGUCAGCAAGAUUAG
Gastrolobium bilobum is the source of this 1416-nucleotide messenger RNA. RefSeq names its product probable serine/threonine-protein kinase At1g01540. The transcript has 8 exons. The record is from RefSeq and is a predicted model, not a curated record. Gene Ontology annotation, biological process: protein phosphorylation. Gene Ontology annotation, molecular function: ATP binding; protein kinase activity. Bases 1 to 1416 code for a protein of 471 amino acids. NCBI's taxonomy places the organism in Eukaryota, Viridiplantae, Streptophyta, Magnoliopsida, Fabales, Fabaceae.